Messenger RNA from Penaeus monodon (black tiger shrimp), 2267 nucleotides. RefSeq lists its product as uncharacterized. NCBI's taxonomy places the organism in Eukaryota, Metazoa, Arthropoda, Malacostraca, Decapoda, Penaeidae. The transcript is spliced from 7 exons. The record is from RefSeq and is a predicted model, not a curated record. The coding region runs from base 1058 to 1879 and encodes 273 amino acids.
GGUUGCAUUACAAUAGCAUAUAUUUAUGUAAUAUCCUGCUUUUCUUGUCCUGUGCUUCAGUGUGAGCAGCUUAAUGAAGGAUGAUCUUAGAGUGUCUUGUAAAUCUGUUGUAUGCCAAAAAGAAAUCAUAGUUUCACAGUCUGCAUCUCCCUUCCUCUUGUGACCAGUCUGCAGAAUAUGAUAUAUAUUGAUUAGCUAUCUGAUAUGCAAGAGAUAAAUUUGUGGUAUGCUGAUAUGCACGUUUUAGUAGGAAAAUAUGUCUGGGUAUUAGUAAUGAAAGCUGUACAUAUAUUCUAGUCACUAAAGUUUUAGUAUUCAGAAUCAUUAAUUUGUUUUUUCUUUACCACUAAAUAUGUCUUGGUCACUGUAACUUGUAAAUAAACUAAUAAUAAAGAUAUAUUUCUAUUGUCUAAAUAAUGGAGACUAAGAAAAAAGACAAAAGCUUGGGAAAACAAAUUAUUUUAAGUUUAAUCUUAGGCUGUAACACAUGACUUAGUGAAGUCUUAAAGUAUAUUCUAGGAAAUGGCAAAUGCCUAAUACUAUCUAAUGUUCUGUGCAAAAAAGAAUGCCAAAUUUUGAUUGGUUUUCGGGAAAUACACAGUGUGCAAUACGUUAUUCCUCUGAUUGGGCUCAGGAUUUAUGUAAAAUAUAGUUUAUAUACAUUCCCAAUUUGAUUCUUUAGAAUUCUUUUAUGUUUUCAUUUAUUAUACCUAAUCAUUUUCAUAAUGAAGAUGGUUUCUUUGUGGCAGUGAUAUAAACACACAACCUUCAGCAAAUCAACUGUUUGCCAUGUCUUUAUACAUUCAGCUCACCUGCAGUUGUGCAACAUCCUGUACAACUGCAUGAUGGGACAAAGGCCAUCCUGGGUACCAAUGAGUUCAGAGACAGUAUGUGUAUGAAUAGUCUGUACUCUCUGGCUGUUCAUGUACCCUGUGAUUUCCCUUCCUUUUAAAACUUAUUGAAAUUGGGAUUGAUAUAGUCUGAUUGCGAGCACACGAGGCUGUGAGCCAGUCGGCAGGUACAGUAUCUUAGGACGAAACACCUCCACGCAGCCAGCAUGACAGAACACUUCUUGGACGUGGAGCAUACUGCUGGUCCAUCAUCCCACAGACUGUUGAUGCCUCACUCAUCAAUAGCUGGAAGUGUCUCGGGCCUGUCGGUCACCUCUCGGACAUCGAGGAUCUCUCAUGCCACGACAAUCCGUUCUGUGGCAACGCUAACUGACACUCUGAAGACAAAGACUGGCCUGUCCAUCCCCAUUCUGCCCGAUGCCAUCUUCACCAACGUACAGCGUGGUUCCGUCCUGGCGGCAACUUAUUCUAUUAUUCAAGGGCUAUUUGCAAUUGUUACUGGAUGCUUUGAUAUCUAUGCAUUGUCACUUGCUGCCCCAGGUUCCAGCCACUAUGGAUUCUACUUGUUUUCUUACGAUUUUGUAUAUUCUGGAAAUCCACAUGUCCGCAAUUCCCUGAUGUUGUUUGGUGGCAUCACAGCCUUUGGAGGAGUCUGCCUUAUCGUUACCAGUGUUGUACUUCUGCAAGGCUUGAGAAAGGAGAUUGAGUUCCGCAUGGAGCCCUGGAUUUGGUGUAUGGCCCUCUUCACUGCCUGGCGUAUUCUGAUCACCAUUUAUUCAUCAAUUGUCAAUGAUAUGGUGUUUGCCUAUCACGUAGUUAUGUGUCUGCUCUGGCUUCUGUUCAUCGGAGGCAACAUAUUCGCAUGGUUGGUUGUUCACUCCUUCUACCAUGAACUGUGUGAGGUUACAAGGCUUGAAGAUGUUGCCAGGGUGAAGAUGGACACAAUGAGCACGAUGGGCUUCAGUUCCCGUCCCACCACUCCUGGCGCACGUUCCACCAUUUCCACGCAGUUAGAUUAUAGAGUGUAGAGUGUAGAGUCUAGGUUAAGGAGAAAAUGUGAAUUGAUGUGUAAAUGAUGCAGAAAGCUGUACUUUUUGCUGAAAUUGAGUAUGAGGAAGGAAAAUUACCCAUGGGAAUUUAUUUUCUUUAUUCAUAUAAUGAUGAUUUUUUUUUUUUUUUUACAUGCUAUGAAGUACUCAUUGCAGAUCUAAAUUUGCAGAUUUUAUCUAAUUAAUAGUUCAGCAAAUUAAUUAUUUUGUAAAAAAAUUUUUACUGAGCACAUUCCAUGUUGUCUUUGUAUUAGGUAGACUAAAUAAAAGAAGGAUAUAUAAAUAAAUAGUAGUAUUCAGGUUAUUUUCAUACUUUCAUUUUCAGUAAUCAGUAUUAUAUCUGGUUAAGUGAUUCUAUGAGAUUGAC